GAUGAGGAUGGAGGUGUAGCUGGCGGGUCACAUGCGCACCUAGGGGCUGAGCUGGGCAGACUGGAUUUCUUUUUUUUUUUUAACAUCUUGAUUGGAGUAUAAUUGCUUUACAAUGGUGUGUCAGUUUCUGCUUUAUAACAAAGUGAAUCAGUUAUAUGGAUUUCAUUUUAAGAGCUAUUGGACACCACUGACGGCUUUUGAGCGAGUUGGGCUGUGAAGUGGGUCCUCUGGUCGCCUGUGGAGAGCACCUCCUGGGUGGGAGGUGGGAUGCGAGUGGAGCUGGCAACGCGAGUCCAGCUAGUAGAGGCUCCCGCGUGGUCCAGGAGAGAGGCUGGGGGCGGGGAGCUAGAGCUGACAGUCCGCUGAUGGUGGGCCUGGGGGAAGCCGACUCCCAGCCUCUGGCCUCAGGAACUGGCUUGGUUUGCGUACCGGGGAGGCGAGAGGGAGAGAAGGAGGUGUGGCUGGGCCCCAGGGGCAGAGCUUUCCGGUGGGGCUGCAGCGGCUUCGCUUUCAGAGCAUCAGGCCCUACGGCCCCGGCAAGGAGGAAGCUCUCUGCAGACGCGGCCCGGCAGGCCCGGCAGAAGCCACAGGCCCUGGAGGAAGUGAGCUUCUUGCCCCUGCGGGGCCCCCGCCGCCCUAGGGAACCCGGAAGCUGUUUUGGUUUGGAAUCCGGGGACCACUGUUCGCGCUCCGUGGUCUUCGUUUCCUGGCGUGGAGGAAGCAGCCAGGGCCGGCAAGGCAGUGAUGGAGCCGGAGUCUCUCUACAACCUGCUGCAGCUCCCCGGGAGGGUGGACCAAGCAGCCGGGGUGACACUCUCACAAGGAGAAAAGAAGAAGUUCCUGCCACCCACUUCCAGGAAGGAUCCCAAACUUGAAGAACUGCAAAAGGUGCUGACGGAGUGGAUCAAUGCUAAGCUCCUGCCCGAGCACAUCGUGGUCCGCAGCCUGGAGGAGGAUAUUUUCGAUGGGCUCAUCCUGCACCACCUUUUCCUGCCCUCUGCGGUGCCCUUCGCAGAUUGGCUGCAGGACAGUCCCACGAGCUACGGCUUCCUGAGCCCUUGCCACGGAGCAGAGAAGCUGACUGGAGUCAAGCUGGACGUGGAGGAAAUUGCCUUGACCGCGGCUAGCCAGAGACGCAAGCUUGCCGUGGUCCUGGAGGCCGCCAGUCAGAGCCUGCAGGUGGAGGAGCCGCAGGCCCAGUGGAGCGUGGAGAGUAUCUUCAACAAGGACCUGCUGGCCACCCUGCAUCUCCUCGUGGCCCUGGCCAAGUGCUUCCAGCCGGACCUGUCCCUCCCGACCAAUGUCAAGGUGGAGGUGAUCAUCAUGGAGAGCACCAAGAGUGGCCUGAAAUCGGAGAUGUCGGUGGAGCAACUCACUGAGUGCGGGUGUUUAAUGGAUCUGUCUGCAGAGGACGUCUUUGAUGAAUUAUUUAAGCUGGCUCCGGAGAAAGUGAACGCUGUGAAAGAGGCCAUAGUGAACUUCGUCAACCAGAAGCUGGACCGCCUGGGCCUGUCCGUGCAGAAUCUGGACACCCAGUUUGCAGAUGGAGUCAUCUUACUCUUGCUGAUUGGACAACUGGAAGGCUUCUUCCUGCACUUGAAGGAAUUCUAUCUCACUCCCAAAUCUCCUGCGGAAAUGCUCAGUGCCUCUGUCCAUCUGAUGCUCCAUCGACUCUCCCCCGUGGAGAAGGGCUCUGCUCGCUGCCUUCCAGAUCCCCGUGGUCCCUGCACGGCCACCAGCUGCCAUGGAGGACUCUGGCCCCUUGCCCGGGAUGCGGCAGGAGUCCUUGGCGUGGGUGGGACAUGCUCCCCCUGCCCCUGCCCUGUGCCCUCGGCCCAGGACUGCGACCUGCCCCUUUCCCUCUCAGACAGAGUUCUUUCUCGGGGGCUUCAGGCCCUCCUACACGCCUCACUUCCCGACCCUUGUAGGAGCCCGGACAGCUGGAAUUUGCAGGGAAGCCCUGGCUCUGCCUUUAUUAUUCCACGUUCAGGUCUUGCCUUGUGGUUCCAAUCCUGUGUCCACCAUCACACUUGGAUCCACACGGCAGCUUGGAAAGGCCUCUGGAAGAUGCACUGUUCCCCUUGUACAGAUGAGGGGACAAAGGCCCAGGCAGGACAUGUGCCUUGUCUGACCUGUGACUUGUGACCUAGUGGGGCGGGUGCACGGACAUCUAACCUAGAUCUGCCCAGACCCACCAGGAGGUGACUGCAGGCGGCCUAGGCAGGGCGGCCUCCUCGGAUGGGCCUGGCUCAUCUGCUGCUCUGCCGGCCGGGUCUCUGGGCCCCUGGCUAGGUUGCCAUGGGAACUGCCUGGCCUGUGUGAAGCGGGCUUUGGGGCUGGUAUGGUCGGCAGAUGGGGAGGGAAGGGAGCAGCACGGCUGGCCACCAGUCUGGGACAUCCAGUCAGCACGGUGGGCCUGAGACCUUUGAAGGAAGGACCUGCUUGAGGUGCCAGUGAGUCGGGGACUCAGCCAGCUUUAUCCCUGCCUCGUCCUGCCUUGCCCCACGCCCUCUUUUUUGCCACACCAGCCUGCUGCCCCAAGGAGAAGGGCAGGGGUCUUUUCGGUGGGGUCUGAGAAACUAGCUGUGAAAAGGCAGGGAUCCACUAACAGAGGGACUGCUCUGAGCUGAGGGCUGAUGGGGCUCCCCAGGGCCCGUCACCCAGGGUCCUGUAUCGGGGGAGAUGGUGGAGACCCCACUUUGCAGGGAGCAAGUGGAGGGCCCGAGGCACCAAGGGACUUGCUCGAGGCUCCCCAGGACCGAGCGGGGAUCCGAACCUGGGUGGGCCUGACUCUGGCCCGGGGAAUUCUCAGCGCUGGGAGCGGUGUCUCAGGCGCCAGCUCAGGCAGAGGGGUGGCACAAAGGGCAGGCACCUGGGUAGAGGUGGCUCCUCCGGCCCCCAGUCUGCUUUGCAGGCAUCUGGUUCCGACACUUUCCGUCUUGUGAGUUCAGAUGAGCCCUGUGGCCACUCUGAACGUCAGUCUCCUCAUCCAUGCUUUACCCAUGGACCUCAGCUCUCUGUUCCUGAGGGAGUCUCUGUUGCUCACGGGUUUUGGGGCUGCUUCGGAAAAGAUCAGGAUGAACCCAUGCUCCCUUCCCUGGUUAGUCCCCUCACCUGGCAGGACUCACCCCCAGGUGUCACCUCCACCAGGAAGCCUUCCCUGAUCCCUGGGCUGGGUGCCUUCCUCAGGGACUGCCUUUACCACUAGAGGUGGCCUCCUUGCUGCACGUUGG
Messenger RNA from Orcinus orca (killer whale), 3233 nucleotides. RefSeq names its product parvin gamma (gene PARVG). Gene Ontology annotation, biological process: actin cytoskeleton organization; establishment or maintenance of cell polarity; substrate adhesion-dependent cell spreading. The transcript has 12 exons. Gene Ontology annotation, cellular component: actin cytoskeleton; cytoplasm; focal adhesion. Lineage: Eukaryota; Metazoa; Chordata; Mammalia; Artiodactyla; Delphinidae. The coding region runs from base 745 to 2145 and encodes 466 amino acids. The record is from RefSeq and is a predicted model, not a curated record. Gene Ontology annotation, molecular function: actin binding.